Pelagomonas calceolata is the source of this 1097-nucleotide messenger RNA. NCBI's taxonomy places the organism in Eukaryota, Pelagophyceae, Pelagomonadales, Pelagomonadaceae. The record is from the annotation of a GenBank genome assembly.
AGGCGCCGCCGCGGCACGCAGCUCUAGGGCCCUCAGGCGACCGCAGAGCUAGCGGGACACAUAUAUAUACAGCAUAAGUCACUGCAGCCAAAGCGCUCGCAUCCCUGCGGCACCAGCGGCAGCGGGAGCUUGCCUCCAGGGAGACAGCCACUUGACAGCAGCAAGCGCGGCGGCGCAGCGCCAGCAGCCAAGAGACAGCAGCAGCAACAGCUAAAAAAAAGAUGGUCUACGGCAUCGUCACCAUCGGCCCGGCCGGCGUGGGAAAGACCACCAUGUGCCACGCGCUCCAAAUCCACGGGAGAUUACAUAAGCGCGGCAUAUACGUCGUGAAUCUGGACCCGGCGGCGGACACGCUGCCCUACGAGCCCGAUAUCGAUGUGCGAGAAUUGAUAAGGGUCGAGGACGCGAUGCGGGAAUUUGGGUAUGGCCCCAAUGGCGGUUUAAUAUACUGCAUGGAGUACCUCGCGAUGCAUUUGGAAUGGCUGGAAGACAAGAUUUCGGAGUUUGGGGAGGAUGACACGUUGCUGUUCGACUGCCCCGGCCAAAUAGAGUUGUAUACGCAUCUGCGGGCGAUGCCGCAAUUGGUAAGAGCAUUGCAGGAGUCUUGUCAUGUCAAAUUAUGCGCCACGUUUCUCGUCGACGCGGUGUCCAUCGACCAGCCGGCGAAGUUCGUCGCCGCGGCGUUGGCGGGCCUGUCGGCGAUGCUGCAGCUGCCCGUGCCGCACGUGACGGUACUAUCGAAGAGCGACGCGUUGGGGGACGAGGCGAAGCUCGAGGCGUUUCUGGAAGAGGGUAGCGCGGUGUUGUUCGUGCGGAACCAGAACCAGAUCAGAGAUGAAGAAGGACGGACGCCGAAUAGGAGUCACGAUCGACUCCAUGACGCGAUCUGCUCGGUGCUGGACGACCACGCGAUGCUUUCCUAUGUCCCGUUCACGGUCAAGGACGAGGACGCGGCGGCGCACGUCCUCGCCUUUUGCGACCACCUGACGAUGUACUCGGAGAAUGCCGAGGUGAACAUCCCGCGCGACCUGGAUGGGGACUCGGGGAUUGAUCCCUCCGUCAGUUUCCCGGGGCUCGGGUAAUUUGUCUCGGUACUA